AUGAUUGGUGUACCGUUGUCAGGGCAACAUGGGGACAUAUAUGGAGAACUAAAGAUUAAUGCCAACCAUAUCGACAUAAUGUUAUCUGUUAUUAUUUCGACGACUCUGUUACUGGUGCAUCUAAAGGCGGUACCUUUAAAUUACGCUAGUAGCACCGAAAGUGCUGAUCUUUUUACAAAUGUGACACUCAUUUUUGUCACUGUGGAAAAUGCGACCACGAAAUCGGAAUUAAAUAACGAGGUCAAUUCAGAUAUUGCCUUACUCGAUGGUGGCAAUGACAUUCGGAAUAGUAAAACACAACCUGGGGAUAUUGGAAGCAGUAUUCCAAGAGAACCGUCACCAAACGACAUCGGCCAACCAACCAACGAAAUUAAGCAUAGAAUUGACUUCAGUGAUAAUUCUGAUAAUGACCUUACUGUUACACCUCGUCUUAGUGAAAACUCUGGAAUUACGUUCAAAAGUCCACCAGAUGAAGGUGCUGAAGGGAAAAAUGGCGGUGAGAGCUACCUGUUUAAACCGUUGUCACCCUCAAAUAAUAUAGGCGGUGAUAUUUCUGACAUUGUUGGUAACAACAGUACUAUGAUUUCAGAUAUCGGAAGUACCAGUAUUUCUGAAAGUUUAGUAAAUGAAUCCGUUCCAAAUAGUGAUAAUGGUGGUAUUUCUUUCACUGAUCCUUAUGGAGACAUUGAAGGUUUCGAGAAUCAUGGAAAUACGCGAUCCACAGAGUCAUUUACUGAAAAUAAUGGCAAGGAGAACUUAUCAAACGAUAAUACCAACGGCAGUGUCGAAAGCAAUUCUACUGAGAUAUUUGCUGGAGGCGUCAACGACACAGAUCUUUUACCAAAUAAUGGUGAUGGUACAAAAAGUGAAAUCAACCCUGGUAACCUACAAUGUUUUUCAAGUGAUUUUCCUCCAAACAGAAAUAAAUCUAAAAAUUUUGAUGGAAGCGAAGAAACUAAUCUGCCAUCAGUUGUAUAUGGUGGCAUUUCCGAAAGCACUAAUAACAACACGUUUUAUAAUGCCGAAAUAAGUGGUAGUUUCAAUAGUAAAACAAACAGGCCUCCAACGGAUACUAGCAAAGAAGACAUCUCUGGAAGAAAUGUUACUAAGAAGCUGCAGGAUGGAGUUGGUAAUAAUAGUCCACCAUCUAAGAAUAUGAACAAUAAUAACGUUAAUUGUGAAAUGGAAAUUAAUCAGAGCACUACAACAAGCCCAUCACCAGGACUUUUAGCAGUCACUAUUGGAGAUUCAAUUACGGUUUCUGAUAAUACCAUCAGUGGAAACAUUCUAAUUGAAUCGAUAUCGGAUUUAGAUGAUGAAAACAUUUAUGGAACUACUGUAAUUUCACCGUUCAAACUUCCAUCUACCCUUGGUGAUAGCAAUGAAAAUAAUGAUUAUAUAAUAGUUUCUGAGAAAGAUGCCAAUAUUAGCCAUAAUAACUCUUCAACUGGACCCUUACCAGAUUCUUCAGGUGAUAAAUUUAGAGCUACUUCGAUACCAAUAACUGGAGCUCUGGUAAUUAAGGGAGGUGAUGGAAAUGGUAGUAAAGCAGAUCCGGAUGACAACUCAGAUAGCUCUGUUAAUAAUCCGCCGAUGAAUAAUUAUGCAAAUAUUCUCUCUGGCCCACACCUGGGUAACAGAAGUAUUUCUGAAGGUAAUGAACGAAUUUCCGUUGUUGUUGUUCCCGGUAAAACUAACAGUCCUUCGCCUAUUGUCGAAGAAAUUAAAAAUAGUCCGCAAGAAAACUCUGAAAAUUCGCCUUCUAAAUUUCUAUUAGAUGGAAGUAAUGAUAAUGGUUCUGAAAGUAUUGCAAUUGGCAUCAAUCCGGUACCUUUAUCGAAGCCUCCAACAACUACUCCAUAUGAUAACUCAAACAGGUCGUCUACUGAGUCAGCAUUUGACACUGAACCACAUUCAGACAAUAAUGGUGCUCAAGGAAAUAAUCAAACAAUGUAUAAUAUUGACGCUAAUUUAAUUUUCCAUACAAUUCCGCCUGUUAAUUAUAGCAGUGAGGUGACUGACCACGCUAUCAUUCCUAGCAGUGAAAGAAAUCCAAACUCUGGAAUUUCACCCACUAAGCAUUCAACAAAUAAUAACGGUAGUGAAAGGCUUUCAGAUUCCAAAAAUUUGAAUGGCGUGGAAAUAACGCAAAUUCAGUCUACGAAUACUAUUUGGGAAAUCACUGGAAACGAUCGUGUUUAUGAUAUAGAUUAUUACAAUAGUAAAUUUUAUUAUCCUACAAUUGGUACGGAUGCUGAUGGCAGUAUUGGCAAUGAACAUCCUAACCUAAAUGACAGUGGAAUUAAUAAUAAUCUAACCAGUAAAAUUGGAAAUAAUGGUAGUUUGGAGGACAAGAAUAACAGGGAUGAACACGACCAUUCUCGAGAAGAGGACAACAUAACUGAUCACCUAUUUGACCACUUUGUCAAGGGUAGCAAAGAUGAAACUUGGACUUCGGGGAAAAAUAAAAGACCUGGAGGAAUUUCGCUGGUUGAGUCUUGA
This is a messenger RNA of Rodentolepis nana, 2502 nucleotides long. NCBI's taxonomy places the organism in Eukaryota, Metazoa, Platyhelminthes, Cestoda, Cyclophyllidea, Hymenolepididae. The record is from the annotation of a GenBank genome assembly.